UGGCCAAGAGGCUGAGUUUAAUCGUUUACGUUUGUUAGAAACUAGAUUAUACUAAAUUUUUAGUGCAAGUUUUAAUUAUUAGAUCAUUAAUUAAUAAAAUACAGUACACAAAUAUUUUUUGUUUGGUGAGGCCAUAAAAUUAAUAAGUAAGACCGAAUUCUCCUGGGUUGAUGAAGAUAAACAAUGCACGACUAAAGCUUAUUGCAAUGUGUGUAAAAAAAGCAUUUACUUAAGUUCCAUGGGUAAGACAGCUCUAACAAGUCAUGCAAAAGGUAGUAAGCAUGGUUUGAAAUUGAAAUUUCAAAAGGAAAGCUCAAAAGUCGACCGUUUCCUCACACAAAAUUCGACUGCAGAAACAACAGCAGUAGUAUCUGCUUCUGCUAAAAAAGGACCAAGCGAAGGUCUCAAUAAUGCUUUAAAGGACUCUGGUAGCAUGCUAAAGAAUUUUUUGACUACUGAAAAAAAGUCACGAGAGCUGAAAUCUCGAGGUGUCUCACUACAGUGUCAAAAGAUUUUAGCAAUCACGGUGCUGCCAAAGCUGUGACUAUGUUCGCCGACAUGUUUACGGAUAGCGAAAUAGCCGCCAAAAUGAAGCUACAAAAAGAUAAAAUGGCAUACAACAUUACAUAUGGUAUAGGUCAUCAGUUUUAAAAUAUAUUUACAAGAAUUGUUAGCAACAUCCGGACAUAUAGUUGUGGGCUUCGAUGAAAGCCUGAAUAAAAUUUCCCAGACACAGCAGAUGGAUUUAAUUGUGCGUUUCUGAAAUACCGUUUAGAAUGAUGUCAUAAUUAGGCAUUUUUCUUCGGUAUUCCUCAACAGCACGGUUGCAGUUAAAUUGAAGCAAGGGUUAACGGAUGCAUUGGGAGACAAGAAUCUAUGUAAGCUUGUUCAGAUUUCUAUUAAUGGCCCUCCUGUUAACUUCCGCAUGCUAAACGAUUUGAAGAAAGAUGUUAUAGCAAAGUAUCCUGAGAAUCCUAUUCUACUAGAUCUGGGCAGCUGUGGUCUUCAUACUGUACGCGGUUCAUUCAAAACUGGGAUGAAGAAAACACUGAGUCUGAUAUAUUUCCACUCAAGUUUUUUGAUGUUAGGUGGGUGGAAAAUAUAUUGGUUUCCUCAAGAGGAGCUGCGAUGUUGUCACUUUUGCGAAUCUGGGUUAAGCACGUUGAAGAUUAAGGCAAAAAAAUCCAAUCAACAAAGAUCAUACGAAUUCCAAUCAUGAUGCUCCGCUGGCACCGUUUUUGUGUCGCGAUCUCACGUACAUGGUACCCACAAUAAUGGAACGUUUUGAAAAACCAAAAGUCUUAGAAGAGGUUCUGACAGUUGCACAAGUGGACCUAUCGAAUCCGAAGAUUCUGCUGCCAGUUGCUGAUAUAGACGUGGGAUUUGAAACUAAAGGCCCUCUCUUAGCAUCUAAAGUUCCAGCAGAACAAAUAACAAAAUUUAAAACUUAUGCUCGUGAAUGCUAUCUCUCGAUGACGAAAAAACUGAUGGACAAAAGUCCUCUAAAGUACUUAUUCACUAAGACUAUUUCUUGCCUCAAUCUUUCUGUGAUUUUAGAGAGCCCAUCAUUUUCUAAGAAGCGUCUCUUCACAUGUCUAGAUAACUUAUGUAUUAACAACAAAUGGCUUUCUGGAUCAAAGGCGGAUAAAAUAAAGUUAGAGUAGAAAGAGCUGUGUAACUUGUCUCAAACGAUGGAUGCUCUAAAAAAUUAGGACCGUAAAAACUAUCGAUUAGAUCACUUUUGUAUAGACUCUUUUUCUGCGCCGGGAAAAAAUUAUGAGAACUUAACAGAAUUUGCAACAAUGAUACUUAUUCUGUCCCAUGAAAAUGCAGCACUCGAACGAGGAUUUUCAAUCAAUGAAGAUUGUUUAGUCGAAAAUCAGAGAGAGGACAGUCUGAUUGCUGCACGUGUCGUGUAUGAUACCAUCAAAUUUUUUGGACGUAUAAAAUCGGUUCCAAUAACAGAUGGCUUGCGUGAAUCUGCCCGUAAUGCACAUUACGUUUAUGUUGCUUCGAAGAACGCUAAACUGGCUGCAAAUAAAAAAGAUUUAGAGAAAAAGCAAGCAAAGAAGAAAAAAGUAGAAGCCAAAGAGCUUGAAAACCAAAAAAUAAAAAUUCUGAAAGUAGCUGCAAAGAAGGCAGAAGAUUUACAAGACAAAAUCAAUGCUCUAAAAGGGCGCUGUCGUGCAGCAUAAUGCUUAAUGCGUUUCCAUUAUAUAGUUUGUAUGCAUAUGAAAGUAUAAUAUUUAUACUUGUAUUUUAUUUUUUGAUUCUUUAGAUUUUAAUAACAUUUAA
Molecule: messenger RNA, 2295 nt
Organism: Belonocnema kinseyi
Lineage: Eukaryota; Metazoa; Arthropoda; Insecta; Hymenoptera; Cynipidae
Exons: 3
Coding region: 239-544 (101 amino acids)
Source: RefSeq, a predicted model, not a curated record